This is a messenger RNA of Anopheles maculipalpis, 5822 nucleotides long. RefSeq lists its product as uncharacterized. Gene Ontology annotation, molecular function: DNA binding; protein heterodimerization activity; structural constituent of chromatin. Bases 1 to 5685 code for a protein of 1894 amino acids. NCBI's taxonomy places the organism in Eukaryota, Metazoa, Arthropoda, Insecta, Diptera, Culicidae. The transcript is spliced from 9 exons. The record is from RefSeq and is a predicted model, not a curated record. Gene Ontology annotation, cellular component: nucleosome.
AUGAUUUGUACGGACGACUGCACCUGCAGCCUGUGCAGAGAAUUGCGUGGAUACAAGCUGAAAGUGAAACCGACCAAAGCAACCGAUCAGCGCCCGUACGCCGACGCCGGAAGUCAACAGCAGCAGUCAAAGUAUUGCAAGAACUCCAAGCUAACGCGCAACGAUAACUUCAUCCUACGGCGACGCGCCUCCAACGAUUACCAACGGUCGCCGGACGCUCGUCAGGGCUCGUUAAGCGUGCUGCCAACGGGUGACGAUCGGACGUACGAACCCGAUCCUGGGUACGAUCAACCAUCCGAGCAUCAAGGCCACCGGGACUCUCGCUACGGUCAGAUGCAGAGCCAGCGGAUGAAAAAAGCUCAAAGCUACAAUGAAAUACCGAGCGCGGGUAAUGGUGCUGGACGCGCUGCCCGGUAUCAUCCGGCCGCCCUUGCCUCGAAGAUGAUCAAGAGCACCAACAAUCUGACGGAAGAGGAUGAUUACUAUAGCUAUCUACCGCCCUCUCCACCACCACCCGUUACCGGUGGCCCUUCGAUAAAGAACAAAAUCGAAAAGCAGAAAGAUCACAAAGUGAUCAUCUACUUCGGUGACUCGAUCGCGCAUAGGAAAAGCGAAAAGACACGUCCAGCACCCCCGCCACCUUCGGGCACACCACCACCGCCGAAGGUGAGCGAGCUGAACGUUUUUCACGCGCAGAGACUGUGCGAAGAAACGGCAGAAAUGUUACAACAGCGUGAAGGUGGAAGCAGCAGCAGUGCCGGAAGUAGCCAUUGUGGUGGCAAUGCAACCCGGCCAACUGUGCGGGACGCAUUGGAAAAGAAGCCGGAGGGGGUGAACGGUAAACCGGGCAAGGAGUUCAUGAUGCAGCUUAAGUCGGUGCUGCAGGAGAAGAACCGUGGUGGAGGUGGUACAGCGUCAACCGAAUCGCAACCAUCGUCGAGCGGUGUAACAGUACCGAUAGGUAAUGUGGCAGAGUCUACCUCUACCGGUCAGGAGGAAUCGCGACGUCCGAUCAUAGAACCAAAGCCCAAACGAACGCACACGCAGGUGGUAGAGAUACGGCGCGUCGAUAAGACGGUAGCAACGGAUGAAGCAACGGACACUUCGCUGCCAUCAUUUGUCGAGAGCGUCAUUAACGGUGUCAUCAACAUCAAGAUCGAGGAAAGCUUCAAGGUGGCUUCGGAUAUUGUGCAGGCCGUGUUUGAGGAACCGGGACCGGACGGUGGUACCGAGUACGGGUACGACGAUGACGAUGUGGGCGAUCCGUUCGAUUGGAGCUUCGUACAGAACUGGAGAGCACGACCUUCCGGUACGAACGGGCAGGUUAGCUCACCACCUAACACGUCCAGCAACCAGAGCAGCAUCGGGCUCGCCAACAAUCCAACCCACAAUGGUUCGAGCGCCGUCAGUGGAGGCGGCAGCGGAACCAACUAUCCGGCCAGUCCUAACGGGCUCUCUCCCGGGAACCAUUACAUAGCAUCGUCAAAUCCAGUCGCGUCGCCAGGUGCUCGCAUCCAGAGUCCAGCAAUCGCAACACCGGCGCCAAGAGUUUCCAAGGAAAUUGCACUUCGUCCGACCAAUGGAAACGGAGACAUGCGCAACUUUAGCUUAUCGCCAGUCAGCCAACAGACCGGUGCCGGUGGACAGCAAAGCACGGAAAGCAACCAACAGAACGGCCAAUCGAACGAUAACAACAGAAAGUUCCAUCAACUUUCGGGACAGCAGGGUGGACCUGGUGGGCAACAGCAUCAGCUGGUGCAUCAUCAGCAUCAUGCACAGCAGCAAUCGCAACAUCAACAGCAUCUCCAACAGCAGCAACACCAUCAACAGCAACAACAAUCCGGACCGCACCGUUCGGUGUCCGGUCCAACCAAACUUACCGUUCAAAGCUCACCGGUAAAGGCCCAACCGGCCAUGGUAAGUGCUGGGCUGGAUAAAUCGCCUGCCAAUUCCUCCGUUAACGGUGGCUCAGCGAGCAAUGACCUAAACAGCAAACGCACCGUCAACGGCAACGUGAUUAGUAGCGUUACCACGAUCAACGAGCAGCUUAACUCGGCCAGCAAUAGUUCGAGCAGCGUUAGUAGUAGCGUAAGCCACCUAAAGCAACACUUCUCCCAGAGUCAUCACGCGGUCCCGACGUCAUACCAUCACCAGGGAGCUUCGGCCAACACCGCCAAUGGGCCACCGGGAACAGCACAACAGUCCGGUGCACACUUGGCCAGCCCCGUCUCGAAAGGUGCACCACCGCUCGGCAUUACCCGUACGCAUCAUCACACCGGAACGCACGACUUUCGAGGUUUACAGCGUGUCAACGAAUGUCACAGCUCGUCAGAUGAGAAUCGUUCAUCGGGCCAUGCGAGCAUGUCCGAUACCGGGCACGGCAGUAGCUCUCCCGGUGGAGGUAAUCGUACCGGAGGGCCCCUAGGACCACUGCCCGAGGAUCGUCUAGCGGCCGGCGUUACCAACCGAAGUGCACGUUCGCGUGCUAGCUCGAACCAUUCGCGUUCGAGACACCGAGCCACACCGGCCAAAAUCCCGUGGGGUGGCGGUGGACUCGAGGACAUCAAGAUGGCGAUCCAGCAGCUAACGAUGCGUUCACAUACGUCCACCUCAACGUACAGCAGUCUAAGUGCGGGCUCGGAAAGCUCGGAACCGGUACGUCGGCUCGGUCGUUACAGUUCGCUCGAGACGGUCAACACGAACGUCACCAGUGCGGAUGAGUUUGUGUGGGUCGAUUCGCACAACCGGCUGGUGGAACUGCAACAUCCACCCUGGAGUCAACACUGUGUACUGCGCGUCAUUCGAACCGGGCGAUGUCGGGAGUACGCUGAGCGUGUAUCGGUAGAAGCGGUCCCACGGUUAGGCUACCUACUUCAGCGAGCAUUGGUAAGGGUGGCUCGCGAAGUACAACGGCUGUCUGGAAGCUUAGGCCUUUGCUCGAAGCAUGAGGUGGCCGGUGCGUUUAAGAUCGUCCUUUCGCCUGCUUUAUCGGACUCUUGCAUUAAGGCAUGUUUACGGGCAGCCGCCAUGUUUGCGGUGCCGGGCGAUAGUGCCCUAAAGCAGAGCAAAUCGGCUCGUGCUGGUUUGCAGUUGCCGGUGGGACGAUUCCAUCGCUGGAUGGCUGAUGCACGGUUGGGACGGUUCGUGCACGAGUACGCUGCGGUGUAUCUGUGUGCUGGGUUGGAAAAUCUACUCGAAGAGAUAUUCCUUCAGUGUCUACCAACGGAUCCUGGAGCGGCACUGACAGCGACUGGGCUGGAGCAUGCAAUUGCUGGUUCGGGUGAUCUGUGGGGAUUGUUACAACCGUAUGCCCAUUUGAACGCGGGACGAGUUGCAUCCGGUGCGCUCACGAUGCCCCGCUGGGCAAGCCAAUCAUCGAUCAACUCGGGAGCAGUUGGUUCUAGUGCUCUGGAGCCCUGUCUGCUGACGACUUGUGUUGGAAGUUUGAACGAGCUAAAGGACCUGGUCGGACGGGCACAGCAACGCAGUCAACACAUUCCCAUCUCACAAACAGCGUUCCGUGUGCUGUUCUACUUUAUGCGAUGCUCUCAGCUCGAGCAUAACGAUGUCGGUGCGGCUACAAACGGUGCGGUCAACAACAUCCAGGAACUGUGCUACGAGCGGGCGUACGUUGUGUUGCCACCGUUGGUUGAGUGGCUGCGGGUGUCCUCCGCUCAUGCCGAGUACCGGCAUGCGUUGCUUAUCGAUAAGGAUGACAUUAUGCAGGCUGCUAGGUUACUGUUGCCAGGUGUCGACUGUCCACCAAGAUUGAUCGCAUCGGAGGAGGAGCUUCCGGGGAAGAGGACCUCCCUGUCGGGCACGCAGAGCAUCAGCUCGUCGAACCAUUCCGGGCAGACGCAACCGUUGCAUGGUUCGUUGACGUCAAACUCGUCCACGUCCACGACGGGAAGUAUUGAGGAUUCGAGUGAAUGUGGACGACGAGCAACGUACGCUUUGGCCUUCCGGCUAAUGCUAACAGGACGCCCGGAGUUACUGAUCCAAGCACUCUCCCUUGUACCACCGACCACACGCUACGAUACAUUGAACCAUCAAGGGAUGACCGCGCUCAUGAUAGCUGCAGUGCGUAACGAUGAAACGGCUCUGCAAACGCUGCUUGAUGCCGGAGCCGAUCCGAACGUGGAGGUACCCGCCUCCGGUCAUCCGAACUGUCCGGCGAUCCAUCCCGAAACGCAACACUGGACUGCUAUUACAUUUGCGGCUUGUAAGGGCAACUAUCAAGCGUUACGCAUACUGCUGGAUCGUGGUGCUCAUGUCGAGGGUGGCGCUCGGCUUAGCGAGGACAAGUGUACGCUGACGCCACUACAGGUAGCGAGCGGUUCGGGUAUUGUGGAGGUUGUGGCCUUGUUGCUUGCGCACGGUGCUCAUGCCUUCCUCUCAACACAGCAGAAGGAUCUGCUGUGCUUCUCGGGUACAGCACAACGAGGAUGCUAUAGUGCUAUCUCGGUUUCGGCCGCCCAUGGACAGCGUGUAACGCUGAGAAAGCUUUUGUCCCACCCGUUGGCUCCGGGCAGCAGGGAAGUGCUGUCACUUGAGGAGAUGCUCGCCGAAGGAGACGGUGGAAAUACGCGCACCCAGCUAGACCGUCAGCCGGAGGCUCCACCGACACUGAACAAAACCCAAAUCAAAAGUCUUCAAGAGGCCAUGUAUCAUAGUGCUGAAAAUAAUCAUUUAGAUAUUACCAUCGAGCUGCGAGCGCUAGGUGUACCGUGGACAUUGCACUGCUGGAUGCACGCACUAGCAGCGGCCCAUGAGCUGCGUCUUGACGCCGUCAUCGAUCAGCUGCUGCAAGACUUUCUGCAAGUCUGCCCCGAUGACUACAGUCAGCAGUUUGUGACCGAAUGUUUACCAUUGUUGUUUAACAUUUUCCGCUAUAGUAAGAAGGAAGGCACUACGCUGCUAUUGGCCGACAUCUUCAGCACCUGUUUUGGCUGGGAACCGAUCAAACCGAUCAAAGAGCCCGUCCUGCAGCCCUCGAACGGAUCGCGCAUCGAUCCCAAGUUCGUGAACAACCCGGAGCUGAGCGAUGUCACAUUCCGAGUGGAAAAUCGCAUCUUUUACGGGCACAAAAUCGUUCUCGUCACCGCAUCUCCGCGUCUGCAGAGUAUGUUGAGCUCGAAGCUGAACGAAGGCACCGGCACACCGACCGUGCAGAUCAACGACAUUCGGUAUCAUAUAUUCGAGUUGGUGAUGCAGUUCCUGUACAGUGGAGGAUGCAGUGCCCUCGAUGUGGCAGCCGGCGAUGUGCUGGAGUUGAUGGCAGCGGCCAGCUUCUUCCAGCUGGAAGGCUUGUUGCGGUACACGGAAGCACGCUGUGCCGAGAUGAUCGACAUCGAUAAUGUCGUCGCCAUGUACAUACACGCGAAGGUCUAUAAUGCACAAAAGCUGAUGGAAUACUGUCAGGGUUUCCUUCUGCAGAACAUGGUCGCCCUACUGACCUACGACGAUUCGGUAAAGCGAUUGCUGUUUGCGAAGAAAAUCCCCAACCAUGACGUGUUGACCGGUUUGCUGACCACGCUGCAGGCACGUAUCAAGGCACGUCGUAACAGUAGCUCUGCGUCUGUGACUGGAGGAGGAAGUAGCAGUGCAGCUCCGAUAAACGGUCCUACCACACCCAGUGCAGGGCAAGCUAAUCGCCCGUCUGCCAACGGGAAGUCCUCUAAGUAGAUGCGUACUGCGCGUAGUGCACCAUUGUUUGUUUGUUUUUUUUUUUAAUACAUGUAAUCUUACUACUCAUCACCAACGUCACCACGAUCUGGUUCGGCUCCUAAUCUCCGAGCUAAGCCAUUGCACUGAUUUAAGCA